Molecule: messenger RNA, 2520 nt
Organism: Brachypodium distachyon (stiff brome)
Lineage: Eukaryota; Viridiplantae; Streptophyta; Magnoliopsida; Poales; Poaceae
Product: protein arginine N-methyltransferase 7
Exons: 14
Coding region: 95-2257 (720 amino acids)
Biological process (GO): peptidyl-arginine methylation
Molecular function (GO): protein-arginine omega-N monomethyltransferase activity
Source: RefSeq, a predicted model, not a curated record
CAGGUACCAAUUCGCUAAAGCGCCAUCUCCCUUCCCAACGACGACGAGCCCGCUGUAAAACCCUAGGUCACGGCCGCCGGCGAAGGGCACACUCAUGCCAAGCUGCCUCGUCGGCCUGGUCCCUCCACCCGCCGCUCUCCACCUCCUGCUCCGCCGCCGCUGCAUGGCCUCCUCCUCCGCCCCGUCCCGCGCAUUCCAGCUCCGCCUCAACCCGCUCACCGGCGACUCCGAGUGGCUCGUCGUCGAUGAGGCGGAAGCGGACGGGGAGGCACCGGCGACCUCCCAGAGGAAGCUUCUCGCCACGACGUCCUACCUCGACAUGCUCAACGACGCCGCCCGCAACCGCGCGUACCGCCGCGCCAUCGACGCCGCCGUCACCGACCCUUCCUCGCGCGUCCUCGACAUCGGAGCUGGUACCGGGUUGCUCUCCAUGAUGUCUGCGCGAGCUCUGGAAAAUGUUGGAGGUGAAGGUAAGGGUAGUGUGUCGGCGUGUGAAUCCUACCUACCCAUGGGCAAGUUGACCCGCAAGGUUCUGAGAGCUAACGGGAUGGAAAAGAAGGUGAAAAUCUUUCAUAAGCGUUCGGAUGAGCUCGAAGUUGGAGUCGAGCUCGAUUCGCCGGCUGAUAUACUGGUGAGUGAAAUUCUUGAUUCAGAGCUGUUGGGUGAGGGUCUGAUACCUACUCUACAGCAAGCUCACGAUGAGUUAUUGGUAAAAAAUCCAAAGACAGUUCCAUAUCGAGCUACUACAUACGGACAGUUAGUCGAGAGUACAUUCUUGUGGAAGAUGCAUGAUUUGCACAACAAUGAAGCAAAUGCUGCAGAUGGUAUCUGGCUUACUCCUGAUGGAACAGAAAGGGUUGUUUCUGUGAAGCCGCAGCAACAUGCUAUGCAAUGUGAUGCAUUAGAAGAUGAGAUACGAUUGCUGUCAGAACCCUUCAAAGUUUUUGAAUUUGACUUUUGGGAACGACCAAAGAGUAAUCGAGAAACCAAGAUCUCGAUAAAAACAACUGGUGAUGGGUGUGUUCAUGCUAUUAUUUCAUGGUGGGUGCUUCAAUUAGAUUCUGCUGGGUCAAUCUUUUACUCAACUGCUCCUAGAUGGGUGAGACAAUCAAGUAUUGAGGAUCUACCACAAGACACGAAGGAUUGGUGUGAUCAUUGGAAGCAUUGUGUUUGGUUUACACAAGGGAGAGGUGCUCCUGUUAUGAAAGAUCAAAUUCUUUCUCUAAGGGCUAGUCAUAACCUAACUAGCAUCUCAUAUGAGCUGCUGAAUACCACUGAUGAAGCGUGGAGUGGAAACUUGAAAGGUGACCAUCUAACAUUGUCGCCAGAAAGGAUAGCACUUUAUGGUGAUAGAUAUUGGAGAUCAGCUUUGAUAACUGUAGUUAAAAAUGCUCUGAGUGAUAGAUCUUUGUCAACCUGUAUUGUGGCUGAUGACAGUAUAUUCUUAACUCUCCUGGUUUCUUCCCUCUCGCCAUCUUCAAAAGUUAUUGCCAUGUUUCCUGGCCUGCGAGAGAAAGGUGCAACCUAUAUUCAAGCUGUCGCAGAUGCAAACAAUCUCUCCAUGGACCAAAUUCAAGUGAUUGGUAAAAAAGCGGCAUCUCUUACACUGGAUGAUUUGAAACAGAAGAAGGUUAAUUUAUUAGUGGGGGAGCCGUUUUAUUAUGGCAGUGAAGGGAUGCUUCCAUGGCAAAACCUGCGUUUCUGGAAUGCAAGAACUCUGCUUGAUUCGAUGUUAUCCAAGGAUGCACUCAUAGUGCCUUGUAAAGGAAUAUUGAAGUUGUGUGCCAUGUCUCUUCCAGACUUGUGGAGAAGCCGUUGCAGUCUUAAAGAUAUCGAGGGUUUUGAUCACUCGGUUGUUAACGAGAUUUUAGGAGCCUGCGGCAAUCUGCCUGGAGAACAGCAAAGUCCUUGUCUGCCCUAUUAUGUAUGGCAGUGUGGUUAUACAAAGAAAUUAAGUAAAGUAUACUCUCUCAUGGACUUCAACUUUUCUGAGCCAAUUCAUUCCUGUUUUGGAAAAACGAAGAUCGAGUUUGCCGAUGUGGGAAUAUGCCAUGGUUUCGCAGUUUGGAUUGACUGGGUGCUCGAUGAAAAAAACUCCAUCGUGUUAAGCACAGGACCAGAUAAUCGAUACUGGAAACAAGGAGUGCAGCUGCUUAGCAAGCCUGUAGAAGUGAGUCCAGCCAAUUCAGCCGUGCAUGUGGAAGCAUCCUUUGAUCCUGACUCUGGGGAGCUCACGUUUCAUUCCUUGUUCUCUUGAUGUUAGUUGUAUUAUGGAAACUCGUGCAACAACGGAGAUAAGAAAUCAAAAGGCCUUCUCUUGUAUCUGACAAUGGCGACUUUGCCAGUAGUUAGGAAUAGCACCGCUGUAGAGAUACAUUUGUUCGUGUGUAAACCUGCUGGUGAAGCAGAGCUUGCUCAUCCACUGUGAACACAUCUGCUUAACUUUGCUUUGCAUAGCCUACAGUUUUCAGGGCUUGUCAAUUUUUCAGCAAUAUUAUCUGUGGUUCUGUUACUUUCCUA